GACGGAUUCAGAUCUCGUGAUAUUACUGGUCUCAGCAAAAUUGCUUUGCAUAGGGGCCCGGGGCUCCCUCCGGUUCAUCCUGUAGUUCUGCUGCGCGAGGUUAGACACCCUUUUAUCAGAUUGGCACCUCCUUCUAUCUCUUCAUGGCUUUAACGCGAAGUCCCCGGUGGUUUGCGAAAGGCGUUGCAGACUUGGCAAACUCCCCGUGGCCGCCCACUCUCCGUGGUCGGGUCUGGCUGGCUUCUCCGCGCCUGAUUAGCAGCCCCGAGCCUCCGACCUUUGGCUCCAGCUUCGGCGUCCUCUCCAAACGGGCCGCCGCCGCCUCCUCCUCCUCCAUGGCCGUGAGCUUGCGCUGGAGUCCCGGGCCCCGCAGCCUGUGGGACGAGCCGCUGGCCAUCUCCGUGCACGGUCUGGCCCCGGCCCAGCCGGUCACCCUGCGCGCCUCCUUCCGCGAUGAGAAAGGUGAGCUCUUCCAGGCCUCGGCCCGCUACCAGGCGGACGCGGGCGGCCAGCUGGACCUGGCGCGGGCGCCCGCCCUGGGGGGCAGCUACAGCGGCGUGGAGCCCAUGGGGCUCUUCUGGAGCAUGAAGCCCGCCAAGCCCUACUGGCGGCUGGUGAAGCGGGACGUGCAGACCCCAUUCCUCGUGGAACUGGAGGUGUACGACGGUCACGACCCCCAGCCCACCAAGGUGAUGGCACAGGUGGUCCACGAGCGGGGCUUCCUGGGGCCGGGGGUGAAGAGGAUCCCGGUGCGAGAGGGCAGCGUGAGGGCCACCCUCUUCCUGCCUCCAGGCUCAGGGCCCUUCCCUGGGAUCAUCGACAUCUUUGGAGCUGGAGGUGGCCUGUUGGAAUACAGAGCUAGUCUGUUGGCUGGACAUGGUUUUGCUGUGCUGGCCCUGGCAUACUAUGCCUUUGAGGACCUCCCCAAAGACAUGAAGGAACUUCAUUUGGAAUACUUUGAAGAGGCUGUCCAGUACCUGAAAAACCACUCCCAGGUAAAGGGUCCAGGAGUUGGGCUGCUUGGAUUUUCUAAAGGGGGUGAUCUGUGCCUCUCCAUGGCCUCCCAUUUGAAGGACAUUACAGCUACUGUCACCCUCAAUGGCUCCAUGGCAAAUGUAGGGUCUGUGCUACACUAUAAGGGUAUGACCAUUCCCCCACUGGGUAGUGACCCAAAACGUAUCAAGAUGACUAAAGAUGGAUUUGCAGACAUUGUUGAUGCUCUCAACAACCCUUUGGAGGAACCCAACCGAAGAAGCUUAAUUCCAGUCGAGAAGGCUGAGAGUUGCUUCCUGUUUCUCGUUGGUCUGGAUGACCACAACUGGAAAAGUGAAUUCUAUGCCAACGAAGCUGCCAAAUUGUUACAAGCCCAUGGGAAGAAAAAACCCAAGAUUAUCUGUUACCCUGCAACAGGACACUAUAUUGAGCCCCCAUAUUUCCCUGUGUGUCCGGUUUCCUUUCACGCUUUGGUGGGAACACUUGUGAUCUGGGGAGGAGAAGUUAGUGCCCACUCCAUGGCCCAAAUCGAUGCUUGGAAACAACUCCGAGCCUUCUUCCACAAACAUUUAGGAAAAGAUUAGAUAACAAAUCCCCCAAAUUGCAACUCACCAUUUAGAAUUGAAAAUGGUAUGUGCUAAGGGUGUGUUGAGAUGAUACCAACUAGAGAGAUUAUUUUUAGAAUAAUUGGAAUAGGGUUUUUCUUCUCAUCAUUAAGAUAAAGUGGAAAGUAAUAAUAAUUUUAAAGCUCUUAAAGUUUUUUUUUUAAGUAAACAGUUUUCCCCCAGGAAUAAAAGAAUAAUUUUGUGAAACAUAAGAAUGGUGAGAGAGUACUUAUUUUACAUGGGAUAUAAACUCCAUAAACUCAUAGAAUUGUCAGGGACCUCCUAGGCCUGUACAAGUUGCUUAAAAAUUUCUUAGAAAUAUUCUCUCUGUGCCUUAAGAAAGUUAUCAGAUCUUAAAAAUAAACAAAUAAGAUACUAGGUAUAGGAUCUAGUACCAAAUAAUGUGCUGGUCAUAGCAAAAGCCUUAUCUUUACCUGUUUAUAGAAGUGGUCCAAGUUUGGCAUCUGGUCCCAGGAGCUAGGAUACCCAAGUAUAUUUGGUACUAAAUGACUAUAUAGAAAAGUACAAAAAAGGGAGGGGAUGAGGAGGUUCAGUCACUUUCUUAGGCUGGACAAGUGGAUCACCAAAGGCAGGGAAGUGUGCUCAUCUGAAUUAAGGAUGUAGCCUCACCAAAUACCUUUUUUCUGUUCUCAAUAUCUUUCCCCUGCAAUGGCUUGUCAGUUAUUCUACGAGUAUCUGAUUUUGUUUCAAUCCCAAAUCUGAGGUAGCAGACCAGCCCAGAUCAGGCCUGGUCUAUUAUAUGUGUUCACCUGUAGGUGGCAGUGGGCAAAUAGAGUCUUUCCCAGCCCUGCCCUACUUGUGAGCCAAAGAAGAUAGAAUUUCAGUGUAGGAGAGGAAUACCGCAUCAUUUCCUUUCCCUCCCUGUCAGCACCGUGAUGCCUUUGUAUCUGUCCCCUACCUCCAAGCCUCUCUGUUCCUUUCCCCAACACUUAUUCCACUCCGCCAUUUACAGGAUCUCUUGUAUCAAUGAACCCAUUCUAUACCAAUACAUAACAGCCCAUCUCUACAUCCCAAGACCUCUAAUGUACUAUAAAAUUAAAAACUGAUUUUAAUUCUA
Vombatus ursinus (common wombat) is the source of this 2676-nucleotide messenger RNA. RefSeq names its product acyl-coenzyme A thioesterase 1-like. Gene Ontology annotation, biological process: acyl-CoA metabolic process; fatty acid metabolic process. The coding region runs from base 144 to 1577 and encodes 477 amino acids. Gene Ontology annotation, molecular function: fatty acyl-CoA hydrolase activity. The record is from RefSeq and is a predicted model, not a curated record. NCBI's taxonomy places the organism in Eukaryota, Metazoa, Chordata, Mammalia, Diprotodontia, Vombatidae. The transcript is spliced from 3 exons.